Archocentrus centrarchus (flier cichlid) is the source of this 1910-nucleotide messenger RNA. RefSeq names its product growth differentiation factor 2 (gene gdf2). The transcript is spliced from 2 exons. Gene Ontology annotation, biological process: BMP signaling pathway. The record is from RefSeq and is a predicted model, not a curated record. NCBI's taxonomy places the organism in Eukaryota, Metazoa, Chordata, Actinopteri, Cichliformes, Cichlidae. Gene Ontology annotation, cellular component: extracellular region. The coding region runs from base 176 to 1420 and encodes 414 amino acids. Gene Ontology annotation, molecular function: growth factor activity; cytokine activity.
UGGUUGACACAAGUCCCCCUGUUUACUCUGGGAGCAUGGGAGCGGACACCAGGAGUGUGAUGUGUGCACUGAGGAUCGCCAUUUUCAAAUUUUGCUACAGCAAAGUCUGUUUUCACGCUGGGAAGAAGGUGAAGUUUGUGCCAGCUUAGGGACGGGAAAAAAACAGUUAUUCAAAAUGCAGAUCUCCAGAAGCUUUCUGUUCCAGGUGUGUUUGAGUGUGGUGGUUACCACUGGCUCCUGCCACUGUAAGCCAAUCAAUAAUGACAUCCAAAGUGAGGACAUGGAGGAACUCUACUCUCAACUCUCAGAGGACCUUCUGGAGGAGGAAGACACAGACUCAAGGAUGGAGAACCUCCUGGGAACUAUGAAGGAGGGUUUUCUCAGACAACUCAACUUGUCAGAUGUUCCUCAGGAGUGCAGCAAGAUCGUCCCCCCUCAGUUCAUGAUGGAGCUGUACAACAAGUAUGCCUCGGACAGCUCGGCAGCCCCUCAGUCUGAUGUCAUACGAAGCUUCACUGUGCAAGAUGUUACUCUCUCUGUGACGAAUGGCACAAAGUCAAAGUACAGGCUGAAGUUCAACAUCAGCAUCCCGAGCCACGAAAAGAUCACAACUGCUGAACUGCAGCUCCUCUUCUUCCCAAACUCCAGACCAAUGGUCGCCUCUCACAGUUUCAAGAUCAUCGUCAAAGUCUAUGAAGUUGAUCACAACAAUAUCACAACCUCGACCCAACUGCUGGUUGGCAAAGAGGUCACAGCCUCUCAGAGCACGUGGGCGACGCUUGACGUGACCACAGCCAUUCAGAGCUUGAUCAAGUCCGACCCUGCAGAAACUGUUUUUGAUGUUGUGGUGGAUACGAAAGACUGUGGGGACAGCUGUUUAAACAUGAGCGUGUCUGUUGGAGAUAAUACCUCUGCAGCUUUGAUAGUCUUCUCGAAUGACCUCAGUAGCAGGAGGAGGGAGAUGAAGAAGGAACUAAGAGAGAUGAUCCUUCAUGAAGAAGAAACCAUCCUGCACUCAGGGGUGGACUGGAACAGAGGGUAUCAACUGCCAAACGAGAUCCCCGACUCUCAGCGCCCACAGAGAACCAAACGAAGGGCACCGAGGGAAUACUGCCGGCGAACCUCGCUGAAGGUCAACUUUAAAGACAUUGGCUGGGACAGCUGGAUCGUGGCGCCUCCAGAAUACGAUGCCUUCGAAUGUCGCGGCCAAUGUUACCAUCCGCUGACGGAUGAAUUAUCUCCAUCAAAACACGCCCUCAUCCAGACACUGAUGAACAUCAGGGACCCCAAGAAGGCUAACAUGGCAUGCUGUGUCCCAAUCAAACUUGACCCCAUCACAGUCAUGUACAGGGAGAAUGGACGCAUCACUAUAAGAUAUCUGUAUGAAGAGAUGAAGGUGGCAGAGUGUGGCUGCAGGUAAUUUGCCCCGGGGGUAGCGAAGAUGAAUAUUAUCACUCUGAAAUUGAAUUUGAUUCUGAUUAGUUCAAAGUUCAUAGGUGACAGGUCAUGUGGCAUCUUUCAUGCCCUUCAUUGGUCCAAAAAGUUGUGAAAGCAGUCAUUUGAAUUUCAGCUUUUAGGGAGUUUUAAUCCCCAAAUGAUGUAAAUGUAAAAAAUGAAUUCACUGGUAAUAAUAAGCUGGUGAAACAUGACUUACAAUAACCACUCAUCUGCUGAUAUUACACAUCUGUAUAUCUGUAUAUUGCUAUUGUAUGUAUAAAUUAUUUAUAUUGAUAUAGAUAUAUCUAUGAUUAGUCUGUAAAUUAAUGACUGUAUUCUUGAACAGCUUAAGUUGUCUCUAUACACACGACUAUACAAAGUGACAGGACACAAAGUCAGCAGCUGAUAGGUCUGUAUCUGUCUUUAUGAUCCUUGAGAGAAAAAUUUAUAUUUAAAAGAAAUUCACUGUAAAA